AAAUUUCAACGGCGGACGUGGGGCAUCGCGGCCGGAUUUGUGGUGUUUGAUUAAAAAGUUGAUCUUCGAAAAACCUCAUCAUUUUUUCUUCGACACCCUCAAAAUUCCCAAACCCCUGAUUUGAUCACACCUUCAUAUUCUAAUGCUUCUCAAAAUCAUCAAAAUCCGAAUUUGAUAAUCAUUAUUAUAACAAUCAAAGAUGAAGAAGAUGAAGUUGUGGAUAAUCUAUAUAGUUUGGCUAAUUGCUUUCUUCUUCCUCUCCAUUUUCAAAUCCUCGGUUUCUGAAGCUUUACCUCCUCUUCCUUCUUUAUCUGUGGCAAAGCGAUCCCCUGAUCUUACUUCUGCUCUUCCCUCCAACCGACAUGAAACUGCGCUUGUGGCUACUCUUGAUGGCACUCUAUCUUUAGUAGAGAUCGAUUCAUUGAAGAUUUUAUGGUCAAUCAAGACAGGACUUCCAAUUUAUUCAUCCUAUCAAGCUUCAAAUAAUCUUGAUGUUAAUUUAGAAAAUGCUUCUGGAAUUCGAGAUGAUACGUACAUAGAUUGUGGAGAUGACUGGAUUCUGUAUAGACAUGAUCGAGCAAAAGGAAUCAUGGAGAGGCUCAAAAGUGCCAAAGAUUUGAUUAAGGAGACAAAAGGACUGUCUAAGAAUGGAACUUCUGUAAUUGGUCAAAUGGCUACUACAGUAUUUGUAGUUGACGCCAAAACUGGAACAAUAAUUCGUACCGUAAGAUUUUCUGAUUCUUCUGGGCUAGGGUUUGAGGAUGGUGAAAAUCCUAUUGUAGUUAGAGAUGAUAGUAAAGAGCAGAUCUCUAUUACAAGGACUGAUUAUUCAUUUUUAGCUUACUCAAAAAUAUCAGGCAAGAUUUUAUGGAAUGUGUCCCUCUCUGAAUUUGAAGCCGAGUCUUUCUGUCCAAAGGUGGAUAGAACUGUCAUGGAUAAUUUGCGGGAUCAAUUGAACUCCGUCUAUAAGGGAAGUUCUGAAACAUGUGAACCUUGUAUAAGACGUAAUAUUGUGUACCGGAUUCGGGAUCGUGGAUUUUCAGAAUUAGUUUCUGGGGCUUCUGGCGCUGGAUUGGUUAAUGACAUGCGGAGACCACUUCCAGGGGGAAGAAAGCUUCCCCUACCUGGUCCAGACCAGUUGCACUUCCCCGUGCCGGUUGGGGAACUUCCUGGUGCUCAUUAUGAUUUAAAUCAAAUGUUGGCUUUGCCAUCUUCCGAGAGCAUCCAUUCUGGUGUUCACUCUGAGGUGUUGGCUUUGCCCCUUUCUACUCACCAUAGCGGAUUCAGUAUACAUCCAGAAUCAAGUGUAGACCAUAUUUCUUGGUCGUCAAUUAUACCUUGGCUUCUACCAGCUUUGCUUGUGAUGGGUUAUGCUGUCUUUCGAAAGGUUUUUGGUCGAGAACAUAAGCAGCAUGAGGAUUUGAAACUAAAAUCUACACCAUCAAAGAAAAAGAAACCUAGAAAAUCAGGAAUCAGCAAAAACACAACAGUUAAUGAUACCAAGGGAAAAAUCUCCAAGGUAAAUUAUGGCCUUUUGGAUGGAUUUCCAUCUGUGGAGGUGCAUGAGCAGAAUUCAGGGUUGUCUUUUACUAAUUCAGUCGAUGUUGAGAUGGGUGGACGAAAGAUUGGCAAACUAUAUGUUUCCGAUUAUGAGAUUGCAAAGGGAAGCAAUGGAACUGCUGUUUUUGAGGGUGCUUAUGAUGGCCGUCCUGUAGCUGUUAAACGCCUUGUGCGUACUCAUCAUGAUGUGGCAUUGAAAGAAAUUCAGAAUCUUGUGGCUUCUGAUCAGCAUCCUAAUGUUGUCAGAUUUUAUGGAGUGGAGUUUGAUAAGGAUUUUGUAUAUCUAUCUUUGGAGCGCUGCCUAUGCAGCUUGAGUGAUUUGGUAUGUUUUCAUUCUGAAUUUUCGCGAGGAGAAACAACUACAAAGAGUAGUGUUUUCAGCUCCAUGAGUCCAUACACUACACAAUUGCUCGGAAAGAUGGAGACCAACAAUGACAUUGACUUGUGGAAGGCUAAUGGAUACCCUUCACCUCAAUUGUUGAAAGUAAUGAGAGAUGUUGUAUCAGGAGUUGCACAUCUCCAUGAACUCAGCUUCAUUCAUCGAGACUUGAAGCCUCAAAAUGUCUUGAUAAUCAAGGAUAAAGUUUUCUGUGCCAAGCUUUCAGAUAUGGGCAUCAGCAAGCGCCUUGUUGGAGAUAUGUCUUCCUUAACCCAACAUGGUACAAGUAGUGGCAGCUCAGGUUGGCGAGCACCUGAACAAUUACGCGAGGGUCGUCAAACACGUGCAGUAGAUCUCUUUAGUUUAGGUUGUGUUCUCUUCUUCUGUAUCACCGGAGGUAAACAUCCGUUUGGUGACAAUUUUGAGCGGGAUGCCAAUAUUGUGAAGAAUGAAAAGGACUUAUUCUUAAUUGAAGAUGUUCCAGAAGCUAUGGAUCUUAUUUCCAAUCUCUUAGAUCCUAACCCAGAGAUGAGACCGAAAGCGGUGGAGGUAUUGCAUCAUCCAUUAUUUUGGGACUCAGAGAAGCGGCUGUCAUUUCUUAGAGAUGCUAGUGAUCGAGUGGAGUUAGAAGAUAGAGAAAUCGAUUCUGAGCUACUAGAAGCGUUAGAAGCCACUGGUGCAGUGGCUCUGGGUGGAAAAUGGGAUGACAAGCUCGAAACUUCAUUUCUCACCAACAUUACUCGUUAUAGACGGUACAAGUACGACAGUGUUCGGGACCUCCUUCGUGUUAUACGUAACAAGUUAAAUCACUAUAGGGAGCUCCCUAUUGAGAUCCAGGAAGUAUUAGGGUCAGUUCCUGAAGGAUUUGAUAGCUAUUUUAGAGCUCGGUUCCCAAAGCUUCUCAUCGAAGUUUACAAAGUGCUAUACGAAUUCUGUUGGGAAGAAGAGUUGCUUGGCAAGUAUUUUAAAAGUAGUCUCUUAUAAUUCAACCAUUGUCUAACUUCUAAUUUCCAUGUAUAGUUGCUGUCACAUAUUUUUUUUUUGGUACGCGUUUACUCUAGUGUUAUACCAUAGAUGAUUUAUAUCCGUUGUAAGUCGGUCUUUGUCUGUUGAUGUAUAAAAUGUAUUGUUGUAAACACUAAUUGAAAAAUAACACAAUUCUAUUACACCAA
Messenger RNA from Spinacia oleracea (spinach), 3111 nucleotides. RefSeq names its product serine/threonine-protein kinase/endoribonuclease IRE1a. The record is from RefSeq and is a predicted model, not a curated record. The coding region runs from base 200 to 2923 and encodes 907 amino acids. Gene Ontology annotation, molecular function: protein serine/threonine kinase activity; RNA endonuclease activity; ATP binding. Gene Ontology annotation, biological process: intrinsic apoptotic signaling pathway in response to endoplasmic reticulum stress; protein phosphorylation; IRE1-mediated unfolded protein response. Lineage: Eukaryota; Viridiplantae; Streptophyta; Magnoliopsida; Caryophyllales; Amaranthaceae. Gene Ontology annotation, cellular component: IRE1-TRAF2-ASK1 complex. The transcript is spliced from 6 exons.